AUGGGAGCUGUGGAAGCCUCCCAGCCCCACCUCUGCAUCCAACCUGUGCUCUCCCUGGGCUGUCCUGAACCCCCGAGUUUCAGCACCCAGCCCCUGCGUGUGCCGUUUGACUCUGUGGCUGAUGUAUCUGAUCUGUCAAGCAAUGUUACCCUAAAAAGUUACACUCUGCACCUUGAGGGCUUAGCUGAUACCAAAAUCCCCCGGUCUGGGACACCUGUGAGCAUUAGGAGCAACCGAAGCCUGUCUGUUCUGCGCAUCCCAAGUCAGAGUCAAGUCAGUCAGAUCUAUUCCCAAGGCUCUCUCCACCGGAGUGUCAGCCAACUCAUGGACAUUCAAGACAAGAAGGUCUUGAUGGACGACUCGCUGUGGGAAGCCAUCAUGGGCCAUGACAGUGGACUGUAUGUGGAUGAAGAGGACCUGAUGAAUGCCAUCAAGGGUUUCAGCUCUGUGACUAAGGAACACACCGCAUUCACCGACACCCACCUGUGAAGGAGGCAAGCCUGUAAGACACAAGCUGGAUGCGGGCCCCACACCCCAUCCCCACUGGGUUAUCAGACAUCAUGAAUGCUAAGGAGCUAUUGCUUGUUAUGCUAUAAUCCUUUAAAGAUGAGUGUUUUUGAAA
Odocoileus virginianus texanus is the source of this 622-nucleotide messenger RNA. The record is from RefSeq and is a predicted model, not a curated record. Lineage: Eukaryota; Metazoa; Chordata; Mammalia; Artiodactyla; Cervidae.